Molecule: messenger RNA, 1476 nt
Organism: Ostreobium quekettii
Lineage: Eukaryota; Viridiplantae; Chlorophyta; Ulvophyceae; Bryopsidales; Ostreobiaceae
Source: the annotation of a GenBank genome assembly
AUGCGGCUGCCGGGGCUGCUCCCCGUCCUGGCCGCCCUCGCGCUCGCCCUCCGCUGUGCCGCCCACAAAACCCCCCUCCGCGGGCUGGACCCCGCGCUGGCGCACCACUACACCGGCCGCAAUGACUCGUUCACCUGCAUCGACGGCGCCCCGACGAUCCCGUUCGUCCGCGUGAACGACGACUACUGCGACUGCCCCGACGGAAGCGACGAGCCCGGGACGUCGGCAUGCCCCGUUGGCCGCUUCCAUUGUCGCAACAGGGGCCACGUGGCGGCGACGAUCCCGGCGGCGUUCGUCGAUGACGGGAUCUGCGACUGCUGCGACGGAUCCGACGAGAUCAGGGGCUGCCCGAACAAGUGCAUCGAGCACGGAAAGCGGGUGCUGGCUGAGCUGAGGGGGAGGCUGAAGGCCUAUGAGGUGGGCUUGAAAUUGAGGGGGGAUCACAUCGGCGCCAACCAGGGGAGGCGCGGGGAGUGGGAGAGGGAGGCGGCCGAUCUUGAGGCCAAGUUUGUGGGCCAGGAGAAGGCGGUGGAGGCGGCCAAGGCCAAGAAGGCGGAGCUGGAGAUGCUGGAGCACGAGCGGCGGGAGGCCGAGAAGGCUGCCGCGGAUGGACCCCCGGGAUCUGGGGGAGAAGGGGAAUUGGGCGAAAGUGUGGUGGUCGAGGGAGGCGGGAAGGGGGCUGGUGGCCCGGGGGCGGGGCAGGGCCAAGGAGAGGGCGAGAGCGGUGACGGCGGCAGUGGGGAAGGGGGGGAUGCCGAGGAUGGCGCAGAGGAAUUUGUGGUUGGGAAGGAGGGAGACGGGGGAGCUGAGGCUGGGGUUGAGGGCGAAGGGGAUGGCAAGGCAGGCGGGCUGGAGGGGGAGAUCGAGGAGGAGGAGGAGGACGAUGAUGAGGAAGGAGAGGAAGACGAUGGGGGCGACGAUGGCAGCGGCUCGGGGGAUGAAUCCAAGGGGAGGAACAAACCGAAGAAGGAGAAGACGGAGGUACAGAAGGCUCAGGAGGAGGUGCGAAAGGAGGAGCGGGAGAUGGACAGACUGUCGAGAGAACUGGACGAGGUCAAGACAAAACUGGACAGGGACUAUGGCCCUGAAAAUGAGUUCCUCUACCUGGCUGGCAACUGCUAUGACGCCGUUGAAAACCAGUAUACUUACUCCAUCUGCCCCUUUGACAAGGCCACGCAAAAAGAGGGCUCGCAUUCGACAAACCUUGGGAGGCACAGGGGCUUCGAGGACGACUAUCGCAAGCUUGUGUUUGACAAGGGUCAGAAGUGCUGGCAGGGGCCGGACAGGAAGAUGGUUUUGAGUCUCGAAUGUGGUGCUGAAGAGAAGUUGGUGGAUGUUCAGGAGCCAAGCAGAUGUGAGUACUCUGCCCGGCUUCAAACGAGUGCUGCCUGCAGCAAUGUCGAGCUUGCAGCAAUCAAGCAGCAGGUGGCAGAACUAGAAGCCCAACUCGAGGGCCACGACCCCACUGAACUGUAG